Molecule: messenger RNA, 2029 nt
Organism: Homarus americanus (American lobster)
Lineage: Eukaryota; Metazoa; Arthropoda; Malacostraca; Decapoda; Nephropidae
Product: beta-1,3-galactosyltransferase 5-like
Exons: 4
Coding region: 42-1082 (346 amino acids)
Cellular component (GO): membrane
Molecular function (GO): hexosyltransferase activity
Source: RefSeq, a predicted model, not a curated record
GUGUGUAACGUUAGUGACUCGCGCAGGAGCACCUCUCACAGAUGUACAGGCUUGUAGCACCCUUCACACUCCAUAUUUAUAAAAGUUGUGUGACAUGCAGGAGAGUUGUGUUGCUUCUACCGUGUGUGGUACUGCUCGUCCUACUGGCUGUCUCUCUCCACCUCAAUCUUCUGCCUUCGUCUUUCACUCUUCUUGUCACUCGGCAUCAUGACACAACUUGCAGUGACGUCCCACCGUCAGCCCACAACGCACUGGACUUCAGGUCCGCUGACUCUCAGCCUCAGUUCUUAAUCGAGGAGCCAGACUUCUGCCGAAAGCGUCCUAACCUGACCAUUGUGGCGUACGUCCACUCCUCCAUCAGUUCCGUGAUGAAGAGAAUGGAAACCCGAACUACGUGGGCGUCUGUGGGUGUUCAUGACGAGGGUGUGAAGAUGGGCGUUGUGUUUAUGGUGGGUCAAGCCAAAAACAGUUAUGAAAGCAAAAUAAUCAGAGACGAGAGCAGACGAUUCGGCGACAUCGUGCAGGGAAACUACACGGACGCAUACCACCUGCUGAGCCACAAGGCGUUAGCGUCGCUACAGUGGGUGUUGAAACAUUGUCCACACGUCCCCUGGACUCUCCACGCUGAUGACGACAUCCUUAUCGACACUUUCUUCCUCAAUAAAUUUCUCAAACACAACGCCACCACAGACAGUUUCAUCUGUUACAACUGGAAAAGUUCAAAAAUCAGACGGGAUGGUCGAUGGUGCGUGCGGUCUGAGGAAUUUCCCGAUCUCAACUACCCUUCCUACUGUGCUGGAGGGGCGUGGGUUAUUGCUACACAUCUUGGGUCACGUCUUCUCCACGCUGCAAAGACCGCCCGGUUCCUCUGGGUCGACGAUGUUUAUAUUACCGGUGUCUUAGCCCAACCCGCCGGUGUCGGACGCUCUAUGAAACAUAACAAAUACUUCAGAUUAGAGGGCAUCGACGAGGAGGAGUUAGGGGACAAAAUAUUUUGGUUUGAACCCAACAAACCUAGAAUGACGUGGUGGUUGAAACUCCUUACCCAUUACAAGCAUUUCUUCACUGUGUUUCCUUCGUAACUCAGUUCUGUCGGGAAAAUCCAGGUCCUACAAAUCAAUGCAUGCCUUAUUACAGGGAUUUAACAGAUGGAAUUUGUUUUAAAUCACAUAGAAUAAACCAAAAUAUGAAAUAAUGUUGUUCAUGAAACAUGGAUUUAUUAUUGGCCAGAGGAAAUCCCUGAGGAAUAGAAAUCCUGAUUUAGUCAUGCUACACAAGAACAUGGAUCAAUCAUUGCCUGUCUGGAAUGACCCACAAAAUACUAUUACUCCUAAUUAUCCUAAAUACACAAAACCCAAAAGAUGGAACUACUAACCUGCCGAGUGGCAGGCAACAACAAGAAACCGAGAAAAUCACUCAUGACCCGUCAGGCAGGCGGGUGCUCCGCAUUUUUUCAUAACUCUUUCUAGGUUCAGGAGUCAUGAGUGCAUUUCUCCACCAAUAUCCGUAACAUGCUUAACAAAUAUGUUCAGAAUACUCCCGUACUUUAAAGUGCUACAGCAUCAAACAAUUCUUGAAGAGGAUCUCCUACGUCCCACGUGUGCAAUCAAUCGUACGGUCGUUGACCUCACACCUGGACUUGGCUAGUUGAACCACAUUUCUCCACCAACACCCGUAACAUGCUUCACACAUAUAUUCAGAAUACACCCAUACUUUAAAGUGCUACAGCAUCAAACAAUUCUUGAAGAGGAACUCUUACGUCCCACAUGUGCAAUCAACCAUAGGGUCGUUGACCUCACACCAGGCCUUGGCUAACGGAACCACAUACACCCAGUACUGGAGAGAUGAUUGUCUCUACGUAACCACUAGAACUUCAAGUCCCAGAGUGUGACCCUUCAUUCACUCAGUCUGCACUCCCCGACAACAUAAUAGAGAGGAUUACUCAUAAAUGCAAUGCCUGCCUCGCCUCUGGAUACUUCCCUAAGAUGUUCAAAAUCGCCGUUAUCCGCCUCAUACCAAAAGCAGGGAA